This is a messenger RNA of Syngnathus acus (greater pipefish), 3671 nucleotides long. It is a transcript of the gene rfng, whose product is annotated as RFNG O-fucosylpeptide 3-beta-N-acetylglucosaminyltransferase. Gene Ontology annotation, cellular component: Golgi membrane. The transcript is spliced from 9 exons. Gene Ontology annotation, molecular function: O-fucosylpeptide 3-beta-N-acetylglucosaminyltransferase activity. Gene Ontology annotation, biological process: regulation of Notch signaling pathway; pattern specification process. The coding region runs from base 1186 to 2382 and encodes 398 amino acids. NCBI's taxonomy places the organism in Eukaryota, Metazoa, Chordata, Actinopteri, Syngnathiformes, Syngnathidae. The record is from RefSeq and is a predicted model, not a curated record.
GAGAAGUGGUAAUAUGGCGCCGUUAAGUGAAAAGAAAAUACCAGUUGCCAAAUCAAAGUUGUUUGUAAUAACAGUAAUAAAAAGGUUGCAUCUUGCCUAUAAAAUUAUACCUGCGACAUCUAUAGGAUGUCAGGCAUGAAUUGAAAUAUCCAUGAGAAGCCAUAUCAGUAUUUUAUUAUUUUCCUACAAAAACUAUAUCGAGAGAAUUUUGGCCAUUUAAAACCACACAGCAAUGUUAUUGUGAGACGACAAAAUAGUCCUCUGGUAAGAUUGUGUUACCUGCUGUCUCCUGCAUGUCUUCUGUGUAAAUUGUAGAGGAAAGUUUGUCUUUAAAUGAUCAUCUAUUUGGUGUGAACACAAAUAUUACAUGGAAAAUGAGCUACAGUUUUAGACCGAGAAACAAAAAUGUCAAUUCAAUGGACAUGUAUCCAUUGUGAGAGAUGACUGUCACCAUCAUUUCGUGGAGUUAAACUGGAGCUAAAUCAAAAAUAGAACUAUUGUUGCUACGUUAUUGGUGAUGUGGGAGGUUGUGUGUGUGUGAUUAAUAAAGUUAUGGGGUAUGGAUUUUCUUCUUUCUUGUCUUCUACAGCGUUGGAAACAUGUCAAAACCUCCAUUUAUGUUCAACUGCAUAGUUUGCAUAAUUUAGCAACUUGAAACAUGCUUGUAUCUUAAAUCCAAUGUUGUUGAUAUGCUUUAUUGUUGUUGACCCAAUUUUAUUCCAUUUGAUUAUUUUAUUUUAUAUUUUGAAGGGUAACCGGAAAUGGUACCUUCUUAUCCCGGAAACUUGAUUCGAUUAUUGCUUCUGAGUGCUCCACUUGACCUGUAAGGCAACUUUGUUUUCGUCUUUGUAUGAGAUUGUAUUGUAUUCGAAAUAUACGAUUGAAUCUUCACAGGCGAGUAAGUACACUAUUUAAGACUUUAGAUUAUUGUAGAAUAUUAUACGAAAGGCGCUGAGUCGAUUGGUUGGGGGGGAAAUUGUCUAAGUAAAACUUCUAACUUCGGCUCUCGUGGAUUGUUUUCUAGUAAGCUAACUAGGCUAAUUGAGUUAAAGUUCCACUCUGUCGGAUUCACCUGGGUGGCUCAUUGUGGACUUUGGAUGGAUUCUCCGAUAUUUCUCGAAUUCGGCGUGAUGGAGUGAGAAUGGGACGAGGCAGCGUGGAAAGUGGCUUCAGCCCUGGAGGCUGAUGCGCCGUCUCCGUGGGCCAGCCAGAAUGCACAUAGCGUCGUUGGGCGUCAGUAAGGUGGGCUUCCUGCUUUCCCUGCUGCUCGGCGGCCUCCUCUUGUUGCUCAUCCCGGCCUUCCAACCGACGGCCCGCCAGGUCGACCUGCCGCAGCCCAGACCUCAAAUCAAGACCUCAUCUUCCACUUCACACCACAAUACUGAUUCUUCUGCAGACACAGAAAGGCCCACCGGGUUGAAUAUAAGCUCACAAGGAUUGAACGGUACCAUAGAGACUGAACCUUCAAACAAUGACGAUUACAAAGAAAGUGAAAAAGAGCUUUCUACCCAUGAAGGACAAGGCCACAUUUUGCCUGGCCCUGGACCACGAGACCUGUUGGAAUUAAAGGACAUUUUUAUUGCAGUUAAAACCACCAGGAAAUACCACAAGUCCAGACUGGAGCUGCUGAUUCAGACCUGGAUAUCACGGGCUAAAGAACAGACCUACUUAUUCUCAGAUGGUGAGGACAAAGAGCUUAAGAUGAGAACAGGUGCAAAUAUUAUAAACACCAACUGUUCAGCAGCUCACACUCGACAGGCUCUCUGCUGCAAGAUGUCCGUCGAGUAUGACAAAUUCAUCGAGUCUCAGAAGAAGUGGUUCUGUCAUGUGGAUGAUGAUAACUAUGUGAUCCUACCAAGCCUGUUGCAACUGCUGUCUUCCUACCACCACAGUCAGGAUGUUUACCUGGGUCGACCCAGUCUUGAUCAUCCCAUAGAAGCUGCAGAGCGGGUCAAGAGCAACGGAAUGGUGUCAGUCAAAUUCUGGUUUGCAACAGGCGGUGCAGGUUUCUGUAUCAGCCGAGGUCUGGCGCUGAAAAUGAGUCCAUGGGCCAGUUUGGGAAAUUUCAUCAGCACCGCAGAGAAGAUCCGCCUCCCGGAUGAUUGCACCAUCGGCUACAUUAUCGAGGCUCUGCUGGAGGUCGCGUUAAUACACACGCAGCUCUUCCACUCCCACCUGGAGAAUCUUCAGAAGCUUCCUACUGACACUGUGUUGGAGCAGGUGACGCUUAGCUACGGAGGCUAUGAGAAUCGACGAAAUGUGGUCAGCAUCCUCGGAGGCUUUUCACUGGUUGAAGAUCCGACAAGAUUUAAGACAGUCCACUGCCUACUAUAUCCAGAUACUGACUGGUGUCCAAAAGCUAAACCUCACAACGGAGACUGACUUCCAGUGUGUCAUUUCAAGUUCUACCCUGCUCUCCUGUAAUCAAGCUACCUUUAGUUGGGAAUUCCUCACAACUGAUGCUUUAAUUCAAGCCUACCUCAUGAGUGUUUGAAAUGAUUGCAAAACACAUCUUUGAUACAAAGCCAUGCGUUCUCGAGCCCCAAGUGCUUUUGGAGCUUCUCUCAGAAUCCAAUGUCAAAUUAGAGACAUUUCCUGCUGAGGCGCUCGAGUGAGCUUUUAGUGAAAACAAUGAAGAAACUCAAACUAUGAUUAGUGCAUAGCAUAGCAUUGAAGAAAGAACUUUUUUUUUAUCUGUGAAGAGGACUUAAAAACACUAAAAAAGGAAAAACAUGUUUGGGAUUGUAGUCAUAGAAUUCAGAAAAUAAAUUAGCAAUCAUCUUACAAUUUAAUAGUCCCAAAACUAAGUGCUUUAAUUUGGAAAAUAAUUUUCUUGUCGUUCAGUUUUCAUAUGGGGAGGAUUAUAAAAAAAGGAGUACUGGAUGGUGUCUGCAAGAGGGAGGGGGGGACGGACGUUCAGGUGGUUCACAGAAAUGAACUCAUAUUUUGACUUAUUGGUUUAUUUACUGUAGUUUGCAAAAGCAUCUUUGCCUCAAUGCUACGGUUGGAGUGUUAAAACUUGUGAAAUACAUUUUUCUACAGACUUAUUUCCACCAAGCAGGACAGUUCAGUUCCUCUUGGUACACCUUUUUAUUUCUGUUAUUUAAACUUUUAUAUAAAUGGCCAUAUCCACAGUAUUGUAAUAUUUUAUUUUAAAAACAAAUGGGAAUGAUGGGUGAUGACUCAAGAAUGAGAUGAUGAGGUACAUUGCUUGUGAAUUUAGGAGUAUUUAGUUUUUGGACUAAUGGCAGCAAAAAUUGUAUUAUGGUGUUUUUAAUAUUGUUACAUAUCUUCGUAAUAUGAUCCCAUUGUACCUUAGGUAUUUGUGUAUUUUUAUUGCACUAUUUUGACUGCAUGUUUUGGGAGAUGCCUUUUAUCUAAAGUGGUUUUACAUGUGAUCAUUAAAUGUCAACUACGUACAGUAAUGGAAAAAGAAUCCAAAUAUGUACCAAUGUAUGUACGUAAUGCCUUUAAACGGUGUAUCUUAACAUUGGCUAUUCCUUUUUUUGUUUUUUUAAUAACAUUCGGCUGUGAGACUUCAGACAUUUGAUUGAACAAUGUUAAUAGCAUUUUCAUGAAGUUGGAUGCUCUUAAUUUUGACAGUGACUUUAUUACCAACAGUUACUGACAGUUUAUCUUUAUUACCAAAUAAAUGCAAAAUUUACAUUGUG